This is a messenger RNA of Camelina sativa (false flax), 949 nucleotides long. RefSeq names its product nudix hydrolase 21, chloroplastic. Gene Ontology annotation, molecular function: pyrophosphatase activity. The record is from RefSeq and is a predicted model, not a curated record. Gene Ontology annotation, cellular component: nucleus; cytoplasm. NCBI's taxonomy places the organism in Eukaryota, Viridiplantae, Streptophyta, Magnoliopsida, Brassicales, Brassicaceae.
CCACAAAAACCCAAUCCUCAUCACAAAUCCACACAUCUUUUCUCAUCUUCGUCCUCCUCUCCUCAGAGACUCCUCCAUCUUUGAAUCGGAGAUUGCGGCGGAGAGAUAAAAAGAAAACAUCAACAACAACAAAAAAAUUAAAAUAAAAUAAAUGACAGGAAUCUAUGUGUCUUUAUUCAUAUCAAACUUUUCAAACGUAACAUCGCACUUAUCACCGACGUUUGAUAACAACAUCCCUUCCUCCAACAACUCCAAGAAGAUCGCACCGAUUGAGAAAGUCGUCUCUUUAGUCUCUCGAACCGGUCGAGAUCUUCAACGUUACAGUACCUCAGGUCAUCGCCAAGUCGUCGGAUGUGUACCGUACAGAUACAAGAAACAUGGUGGUGGAGGAGAAAGAGAGAUCGAAGUGCUUUUGAUAAGUGCACAGAAGAAAGGGAAAGGUAUGUUAUUACCAAAAGGAGGUUGGGAGAUUGAUGAAUCAAUCGAAGAAGCUGCGUUGAGAGAGACGAUCGAAGAAGCUGGUGUUACGGGACAGCUCGAAGAAUCACUUGGGAAAUGGCAAUACAAAAGCAAAAGACAUACAAUGGUUCACGACGGUUACAUGUUCCCUCUGCUUGUUAGUCAGCAGUUUGAGAAGUGGCCUGAAGCUGAAUUCAGACAGCGGAGAUGGGUUUCUUUGUCUGAAGCGAUUGUGUUGUGUCAGAACUCGUGGAUGAGGGAAGCUUUGGAAGCUUUUAUUAACCGGAAAUGUCAGACCAACGAAUGAGAGAAGAUAAUGUUUAGCAUAUAUGUGAAGUUUAUUAGUCUUAUGAUUUGAUUUGAUUUGAUUCAUUCAUUUUGUUAAUAAAAGAUUUAGGGUUUAGAUUAAAUCACUAAUUGUUUUGAAACUUUGGCUUCACAACAUGUGUAAUGUGUACAUAUAUAAGACUGGAUCAAUCUUCUUAUAGUU